This is a messenger RNA of Lycium barbarum (goji berry), 937 nucleotides long. Its product is annotated as ferrochelatase-1, chloroplastic-like. The record is from RefSeq and is a predicted model, not a curated record. Bases 96 to 512 code for a protein of 138 amino acids. The transcript is spliced from 4 exons. NCBI's taxonomy places the organism in Eukaryota, Viridiplantae, Streptophyta, Magnoliopsida, Solanales, Solanaceae. Gene Ontology annotation, biological process: heme biosynthetic process. Gene Ontology annotation, molecular function: protoporphyrin ferrochelatase activity.
CAAAACCUUUUUUUUCAAAAAAAAUAAUUUUUUUCCCCUAAUCUGAAGAUUCUGAACAAUUUAGUUCCAUUGUUUGUAUAUAUUAGGCUAAUGGUAUGAAUUUUGCGUGGCAGGAUAUUAUACGUCUGCCCAGAUUGUUCCGCUUUCUCCAGCGCCCAUUGGCACAACUCAUUUCUGUCCUCCGAGCUCCGAAAAGUAAGGAAGGGUAUGCUGCAAUUGGAGGCGGUUCCCCUUUACGAAAAAUAACAGAUGAGCAGGCUAGUGCGUUAAAAAUGGCACUAGAAACAAAGGAAGUUCCAGCAAACGUCUAUGUUGCGAUGAGGUACUGGUACCCGUUCACUGAGGAAGCUGCUCACCAGAUAAAAAGAGAUGGGAUCACAAAGCUUGUAGUACUGCCUUUGUAUCCUCAAUACUCGAUCUCUACAACUGGUUCAAGCGUCCGUGCCCUUCAGAAUAUUUUCAAGGACGACUCUUAUCUGUCCAGACUGCCAGUUGCUGUCAUUGAAUCCUAGUACCAACGACAAGGUUACAUCAAGUCCAUGGCAGACUUGAUUGAGAAGGAAUUAAAUAAUUUCUCUAAGCCUGAGGAGAUAUCUUGUUGGAAUGGAAAACACCACUGAUGUUAGCAACAAACAGAAGAAGAAGAAGAAGAUGAAACAAGAAAGAGAAAAUCAUUUCAAAGAAAAGACAUGACAAAACAGAAUAAAGUAUUAUCUCACAUGGAUUCAAUUAUUGUGGGCUGUUGAAUCACUUUGUGCACAGCUGGGACAGCUGGAAAUCUGUUACACUUUUCACAUGUGGUGCAAUGAGAGAAUAUUUAGAAUGAUGAGGUUUUGAUAUUGUUAGGAAAUGCACAAUUAAAAUAGAACAAGUAUACAGCCUAGAUUAAUAGUUAUUUUCUUUUCUUUUAUUCUUUGUACAAAUCCAAUUGUAUAAA